UUGGCGGCACCUUUCGCGAACAUGACUGGCGGCGUGAAGACAGGCCCUGUGUAUGCGUUGGGGAUUGAAGGCAGCGCGAAUAAGCUCGGCGUGGGAGUGCUGAUCCUCCAUCCCGACGGUAGCUGCGAGAUCCUCAGCAACCCGCGGAAGACGUACAUUCCUCCGGCAGGCCAGGGCUUCUUGCCGCGCGAGACAGCGUGGCACCACCAGGUUCACUUUGCGCCGCUCGUGCGUCUAGCUCUCACGCAAGCCAAGAUCAAACCGUCCCAGUUGCACUGCAUCUGCUACACAAAGGGACCCGGCAUGGGUGCGCCCCUUCGUUCCGCCGCCGUCGGCGCCCGCAUGCUGUCGCUGCUGUGGAAGAAACCACUUGUGGCGGUCAACCAUUGCGUGGGCCACAUUGAGAUGGGGCGCGCUGUGACCAAGAGCGACGACCCCGUCGUGCUAUACGUGAGUGGCGGCAACACGCAAGUGAUCUCGUACAGCACGCAAAAAUACCGCAUAUUUGGCGAGACCAUCGACAUCGCCGUGGGCAACUGCCUCGAUCGCUUUGCGCGGGUGUUAAACCUGUCAAACGACCCGAGUCCGGGCUACAACAUCGAGCAACUCGCGAAAUCCGGCACCAAGUACAUUGAACUGCCAUAUGUCGUGAAAGGAAUGGACGUGUCGUUCUCGGGUCUGUUGUCGUUUAUUGAAAAGGAAGCCAGGCAGAAGCUGGCCACAGGUGAAUGCACCAAAGCUGACCUGUGCUAUUCGCUGCAGGAAACCAUCUUUGCCAUGCUGGUCGAGAUCACGGAACGCGCGAUGGCGCAUUGCGGGCAGAGCCAGGUGCUGAUCGUCGGCGGCGUCGGAUGCAACAAGCGGCUCCAGGAGAUGAUGGAGCUGAUGGCCGCAGAUCGCGGCGGCAGCGUCUGCGCGAUGGACCACCGCUACUGCAUUGACAACGGCGCCAUGAUCGCUCAAGCCGGCGCCCUCCAGUUCCAAUCGGUCGGCCCCACGCCCCUCGUUGACUGCACGUGCACCCAGCGGUACUUUACACCAAGGACAGGAUUCAAAACCAGUGUUGAUGGGGGAUGUAGGUUCCGGACGGACGAGGUGGACGUGGUGUGGCGCACCACCUAGAUCACAUACUAACUAGUAGGGGCGCGACCAGGGUACAGUAGUUCAGGUUUAGAAGCGUUGAAUAAUCUACGCAAUAUACAUAUUCCCA
Aphanomyces astaci is the source of this 1210-nucleotide messenger RNA. RefSeq lists its product as hypothetical. Gene Ontology annotation, cellular component: cytoplasm; EKC/KEOPS complex. The transcript is spliced from 5 exons. The record is from RefSeq and is a predicted model, not a curated record. NCBI's taxonomy places the organism in Eukaryota, Oomycota, Saprolegniomycetes, Saprolegniales, Verrucalvaceae. Gene Ontology annotation, biological process: tRNA threonylcarbamoyladenosine modification. Bases 22 to 1122 code for a protein of 366 amino acids.